This is a messenger RNA of Platichthys flesus (European flounder), 4241 nucleotides long. RefSeq names its product ras-related protein Rap-1b. Gene Ontology annotation, cellular component: plasma membrane. The record is from RefSeq and is a predicted model, not a curated record. Gene Ontology annotation, molecular function: GDP binding; GTPase activity; GTP binding. The coding region runs from base 147 to 701 and encodes 184 amino acids. NCBI's taxonomy places the organism in Eukaryota, Metazoa, Chordata, Actinopteri, Pleuronectiformes, Pleuronectidae. The transcript is spliced from 8 exons. Gene Ontology annotation, biological process: Rap protein signal transduction; cellular response to cAMP; negative regulation of synaptic vesicle exocytosis.
CGAAGGUCACCUGGUGUAGCUUGAUGGCGGCAGCAGGAGGGAGCGGCUCUGGUCGAGCGACGCCUGCAGACAGUGAAGAGAGAGAGGGAGAGAGAGGGAGAGAGAGAGCGAGCAGCGGAUGGUGGAUGUGAGCACAGACAGUCAGAAUGCGUGAAUACAAACUGGUGGUUCUGGGAUCAGGAGGAGUCGGGAAGUCGGCGCUGACCGUCCAGUUCGUUCAGGGAAUCUUUGUGGAAAAAUACGACCCGACGAUAGAGGACUCGUACAGGAAGCAAGUGGAGGUCGAUGGACAACAGUGUAUGUUGGAGAUCCUGGACACAGCAGGAACAGAGCAGUUCACGGCGAUGAGAGACCUGUACAUGAAGAACGGUCAGGGCUUUGCUCUGGUUUACUCCAUCACAGCUCAGUCGACCUUCAACGACCUCCAGGACCUCAGAGAGCAGAUCCUCAGAGUGAAGGACACCGAGGACGUUCCUAUGAUCCUGGUUGGAAACAAGUGCGACCUGGAGGUGGAGCGGGUGGUGGCCAAAGAGUCGGGCAUCGGCCUCGCGCGCCAGUGGAACUCCUGCGCCUUCCUGGAGACGUCGGCCAAGAGCAAGAUCAACGUCAACGAGAUCUUCUACGACCUUGUGCGACAGAUUAACAGGAAGAGUCCAGUUCCAGGAAAAACUCGCAAAAAGUCCACAUGUCAGCUUCUCUAAUGACAGUUUCCUGCUCAUCUGACCGACAACCAACCAAUUAACCAACCAACCAAUCACAGGACAUCUUCCAGCUGGUCACACCCCUUUAACCUAACCACGUCAUCAUCAGCACCAGCCACCUCCCACCUCUGUUUCCAUGACGACCACACUGUUUAACGGAGACGGUUGCCGUGGCGAUGAUGAUGACCAUGAAGAUGUUCUUACAGGAAUUAGAAACCAACUGCCCAAAAUUAAACUACAGUUCCCAUCAUGCUCUCUGCUUGGCCAUUUUGCGCUGGGGAGGGGCUUCUUGCUUUUUAUGCUUUGAUGUUUCUUUCCUUUGUUUUGCUUCCUUCUCAUUCGCCAGCCGCUCACACACAGCUUGACCACUGUCGGCCAUGUUGGCGCCGCGGUUCCCGUGUUGGUGUUGCGUGUAACAUGGCUGACUCUGUAUGUGUGGCUCCGGUUGAACCUGUGGAUCCACACAGUGAUUAUUAUUAUUAUAAUUAUAAUUAUGCGUGAAUGGGUAUAAGAUGAAUUUUAUGUUUUUUACAUUGGGGUGGGGGUCGGGGGGGGGGGGAGGGGUUUGGGCGUGCAGCAGGUCGGCGUUAGCUCAACGCGUCGGUAACUUUAAGCUAACUUCAGUGACCACGAUGACUCAGCAUGUAAAGGGUGUGUUAGCCGAGCAGCUAUUUCAUUGUUUUGCCAUUAGUGGUGUGAUAGCAUCAUGAGGAUACACCCCCCCCCCCCCCCCCCCCCCCCCAAACAUGAUGGUAGUGUUGUUAGCAUCGUUUUAAAAUGAAAUGAACGUGUCCUUUGGAAUUACUCUGUUAUGUCAGAUGAAAAUGAGCUGGUUCAUUAGCCACUGGAUGCUAACAAUGCUACACUUCUAAACAAAUAAAGUAUUGAAGCUGCAGGCUAGCUGGUUAGCAACACGGUGAGCUGACUUCAGAUCUGCUGCUCGGGGCGGACAUGUUGCCUUUCGACAGCAGACUCACACUGGUCCAGCACCUUAGCUCUGUGUGUGUUUGUGAGUGUGUGUUUUGUGUGUUUGUGAGUGUAAGUGAGUAGCAUGAUGAACUCGGCCAGUUUCUGUAACGACCACUGGCCCGACAUGGAGGAGGAGGGGUCGUAUUUCCUGAGCAGGACAGACAGAGUGUUGUUUCUGUGUUAUUAACCAUAUUAUUACCUGAUUAUUAAUAUUAUUAACACAUCUGAGAGGGAAACACUGAGGAACCACUUGAAGGCUCUGCAGGUCAACGCCCUCCUAACUGAUGGGAAUAUAUGGAGCUGUCCCAACGUGAUCAUGGAAACGUUGGGUUGGUCCUUCAUGUUGCACGUGUGAUCAGUCGCUGCAGCAAGUUAUUUUUUGCACAUUUUAGAUUUGUAUGAAAGCCCCAAUGGAAAAGUUACGCCUGGCUCAUUAAGAAAUUAUCUCCACCAGCGUUUUUUCUUGAUAUUCAUACUUUGAAUUUUCACGGAUCAGGACAAAAUGGACAAAUUAGCAUUUUCUUUAGCAAGUUUUCAUGAAAUGUGGCUCAAGUGCUACGUUUAGAUAGAAUACCGCAGAUACAGUUUUUGACAUCGGUAUUCUCCAAGGUUAAAAGAGUUGAGCUAAAACCUCACAGCUGAAGUCGAAAGGGGGUUGGCCUUGUAGUUGAAGCCCCGCCUCAAGUGGACGGGGGGCGUGGUCAGUGAAGCAGCAGCCAGAGAAAGCCUUUUGAAAACUCUGUCUUCUGUUUGAAAUGUGAGUUCAGAUCCCAGACAGCGUGUGCUGGACCAGGGACCUCUGUGAGUACUGCUGUGCACAGUGUUGGACCACCAGGAGAACUGCUGUCAGUAUUCUGGUUCUCCCCCAGUACGUUCCGUCAUGUAGCAUGUUGAUGUUUCUGUCAGUUCUCGGUCUGACCUCCGGGAGGUGCUGCGACAGUUUGCAUGCCGAGCAGAAGCUUUCAAGAGAAAAGUCUUAUUUGCAGCCGAGGGGGUGCGGUCCGGCUGAUGCAGUGUUGGCAGAGUUAAUGUAAUGUGCAGUUAAAGUAAAAGCGAUUGGAAUGCCAGUGUGUUGAUCACUGCCGAAUGAUUCCCACGGAGAAGUUAAGGGAAUUGAAAACUCCUUUCUGAUAAACCAUAAAUUACAUUUUUGCGUGGCUUGUUGACGUUGUCUUUCGAGUAUGUUGUUACUUUGCUGUAUUCUUGUGUGUCAAGCCAUAAAGUCUCAUCACUGCCCCUUGUGGAUAGAUGGCAGAACACUCCCACUGCAUCUUCAGUAGUGUGUUUUGCUUCCAGGCCACUAGGGGCAGUAAUGAGCCGGUUCCGUACUCAAACAGUAACUUGGACGAGCCACAUGAAGGUGACAUUUAUGGUUCAUCGGACAUCUUUUCAAAAAAAAUUUUUUCUGGUUUUGUAACAGACAAACAACUUGUUUGUUUGAUGAAUGCAAAGGUUUCUGGGUACAUUUGAUUUGAACCUAUUUUUAGCAUUUGUAAACAGUAUUUAAACACUGUAAAGAGAUGAGGAUAUUUUAAUGUUUAGUAAGCCGUUUAUCAACAUUUAGAAUUUCUGUUGUACAAACAGUUAUAAGUAUAUUAAAAUAUUCCAAUCAUAUUAAAACAUGCAGCCUUAGCGCUGUUUAUGAAUGCUAAACACGUCCAGUUUAAAUGAAACGUACCCACAGUGGACGACACAUUCCCAAACAGGUUUUGCCUGAUUAGCGCUCCAGAGAUGUGAGAGCUCACUUUGCUCCUUGGCUCAACAGCCAAUCAGAUCUCAGCGUGGCUGCAGCUGUGACCAGCCUCAUAGAAGCUACAUUCAUCAUUAAAGUUCUAGAAAUGUAUCAUUGGACGAAUCGUCAUCGACGUCUUAUCCUAACGUCCCGAUAUGCUUCAGAGUAGCUAGGUUAGCUUUUUUAACCAGAAGACCUUUGUGGUGUUCACAUGGAAAUGAACCGAUGUAGAAUAGGCCUGAGAAGGAGGCUACAACUUUGCCGUAAUUUCACGGUCCUUCCGUGCUAUUUAAAUUGGGUGAGAUAGUGUUAAAGUUGCGAAACUGGUUAGAAAUAAUUAAAAUAAUUUGACGAGCACUUCUGAAACAUGCUGAGGCCUUGUUUUCCUCUGCUUCCAGACUUUGUGCUAAGCUAGGCUAAAGGACUCAGAUUAAACUAGUCAAAGAGAUUCUCAAAGUGUCCGACUCUCAUGUAUCUGCAGCAUCGAGGUGGCGAUCGCAGCUGCAGCCAAUCAGAACGAUUCAUUCACGAAAAGAAGAAAUGAUUAUUGUUCAUCACUGAAAUGAAUCUGCUUUUUUUCCUCUGUACGGCAUGAUGACCAGUGAAAUGUAAAAGAAACCAGUUCAACCACUGAAACAUCAGGUUCAAAAUACCACGUCCACUCCACUGAGUCUUUUCACUUCAGCCGAGGGGACGAUUUCCGGACCUGGUGUCCACCUGGUUUGAUUCCAAUCUGGACCAGGUCUAAACGUGGUCUGGACCUGGAACUGGUCUGAAGUGGUUUCUUCCAGAACAGCAUCAGGAGGUCGGGGAGGGGGAGUGAGGGAGGGGGGGAGGGG